UUAGCCUAUUAGGUGCUGAAGCUUUGACGUGUAGAAAUGGUAACCAACACAAAUGGAGGCCUUACCUUUUCCAGUUUACAGUUUCAACUCAUAAGAUUACAUGUAGAGGCGUAGAGCCUCAGCAGAGCCUCAAAAAUUCAAAGCCAUGGGAGGAGGAGCCAUGCAUAUUGAUUUUCCUAUCAUCCACAUCAAACCCUCUUCUUCUAAUACUACUGAUAAUAAAAUUUUCAGUAAUAAUCUUAAUUUUCCAGUUUCAAACAGUUAUGUUGGAGCUGUUAAACCCUCUUGUUCUGCUUCACAGUGCUACUGUGGGAAUGAAACUUGCAGGAAGAAAUUAGAGCUUGUUUAUGGAAAAGAAGAGAAAAGAGCAAGUGGGUCUUUGAUUAGCAGCUCUGUUUUUGGGUCCGUUCCUUCCCAAUUUGAAGUCCAAAGUGCAAUUGCUGCACUUCUGAAUUUUAUGCUUGGGGUAAAUUCAUCUGAGUCAGACUUACAGUGGCUUCAGAAAUUGUUGGAUUCUUGUGUUACAAGAAAGUUACUGUCCUAUGGACACAGAAAACUUUAUGAUGCUUUCCAGUUGCUGCAAGCAGAUCCUUCUGUUCAGAGAUUGGUGCUUUCCCUAUCCUCUGAUAAAGCCCUAUGGGAUGCUAUUACCAACAACGAGUUGGUCAAGAAGCUCCAAGAGCCACCCGGUUCAGGCGUGCCUCAAAAUUCAAACACAGAACCGGACUUGGUUGCCUGCAUUAUCGAGUGGAUUAUGGAGAUGACAAAAGCGAAAGUUAUGGAACUCGUUGAGAAAUUCCAAUCACUGGUGAAUGAUGUAUUUCUACCUCGACAGACUAAGGGGGAAAAUCCAGAAGUCAAGAACAAGAACGAGUUUGAAGAAAAGCUUAGAUCUUCACUGCUUCUCUCAAUUGUGACCCUCUUGAUUGUGGUUGUCGCUCGACUCCAAAGGGCAUGAUCAGAUAAGCUUGUGAAGAGUGUUUGUUAAAACACAUCGACUACUUUCAGGUCUCUUUUCUGCAUAUAGCAAGAUCCUGAACAUUGUAUUGUUGAAAGAACAAUUUCUUAAAUAUCUUUUCCUACUGCAA
Messenger RNA from Rosa rugosa (rugosa rose), 1088 nucleotides. RefSeq lists its product as uncharacterized. The record is from RefSeq and is a predicted model, not a curated record. NCBI's taxonomy places the organism in Eukaryota, Viridiplantae, Streptophyta, Magnoliopsida, Rosales, Rosaceae. The coding region runs from base 146 to 958 and encodes 270 amino acids. The transcript is spliced from 4 exons.